CUCUUGCUCUGUCCUGUCUGUUGAUUGAAACCAGAGCCUGCCUGCCAAGGGAGUGUGAGAAGAGGGCGGGGAGAGGAGGGUAGCUCAUGCUGCUGGAGUUAUUAGUGUUCGGCUCUGAGUGGAAACUAGAGGAUCGGGACGUGGGGCUCCAUCUGCACCCAGCUCACACUUCCAAGUGGGUCAGAAGAGACUUGGUGCCCUGUUCCUUGCAGGGAAGAAGAGGCACCCAGAGAUAAUUUGCAGGAUGUUGCUACUGCUGGUGAUGGGUCUGGCUUGGUCCUUCCAUGGAGCCUCCUGCUUGCCGCAUCCCACUGGACUCACAUGGGCAGAAGAGGGUGCAGAAGGACAGUGUCAGUGUGUGCCACAGCUGUGCCCUAGAGCCACAACCUGCCCAGCAGGCUUGGUGCGUGACCACUGUGGCUGCUGCCUGGAGUGCGGGAAUGCUGAGGGGCAGCUCUGCGACCUGGAUGGCAGCGGCACCUUCUAUGGGCGGUGCGGAGAGAAUCUGGAGUGCCAGCUGGACAUCCAGGAGCUAGGCUAUGGGGGGAUCCCCGAGCCACAAUGUGUGUGCAGGUCCCAGGCGGCCGUGUGUGGCUCCGAUCACAUCACCUACCAGAACAUCUGCAAGUUCCAGGAGGCCGUGCGUGAGAGAGAGGGGCGGAACCUCAGCAUCACCAGCGAUGGGCCCUGCCUAGCAGUUCCCCAGAUCAAGCACCAUCCCCAAGACCAGGUGAAUAUGUCGGGCCAUGAUGUGAUCUUCAUGUGUGAGGUCUUUGCCUACCCCAUGGCCCUCGUGGAAUGGAGGAAGGAUGAACAAGAAUUUGCCCUACCUGGAGAUGAUCCUCACAUCUCCAUCCAGUCCAGAGGUGGCCCUUUGAAAUACGAGCUGUCCAGCUGGCUGCAGAUUGAAGGGGUGAGGAAGGCGGACAGAGGCACCUACUUCUGCAUUGCACACAACAAGCUGGGCAAUGCCACUGCCAAAGCUACUCUUCUUGUCGUCAGUGCAGAAGCUGCUCCCCCUGCUCUGUUUAGCUCCCCAGUGAACCCAGGAGAAGAGGCUCCCACAGCCAGCGAGGAAGAGGAGGAUUCCUCUGAUUAUUACUAACGUGGUGCCAUCCCUGCCCCCGGCUGACUGACCCUGCUGCAGAAAUCAGAAUGGGCCGCGACAGGACAGGGGAAGCAGAUGAGCCUGGAGGGCAGGGCUUUUCCAGCUUCCUCUGGCUGGUGCUGAGAUGCCCUGGA
Molecule: messenger RNA, 1242 nt
Organism: Mauremys mutica (yellowpond turtle)
Lineage: Eukaryota; Metazoa; Chordata; Testudines; Geoemydidae
Product: kazal-type serine protease inhibitor domain-containing protein 1-like
Exons: 4
Coding region: 245-1105 (286 amino acids)
Biological process (GO): regulation of signal transduction; regulation of cell growth
Cellular component (GO): extracellular region
Molecular function (GO): insulin-like growth factor binding
Source: RefSeq, a predicted model, not a curated record